GCCUCUGUAUCACAGCAAUCUAGCAGUUGUGUAAAGUAAACAGCUACCGAAAGCAGUGUGGCUUGAUUUUUUGUCGUUUUGUUCCCCGUGAUUUCAACUAUCUGGCACACAUUACUAGAAAAACUAACGUCGACGUUUAAUACUUCAGUCACAGCUAGGACUUCAAGUUUUGGAGAGAAAAAUAUGGCGAAAAUGAUCUUUAGUGGUUUGGAACUGUUUCACAUAAUAACCAUAAUAUGUCAGGGAGCUACCUUGUCUGUCUCUGGAUAUGAAAAUUCGUAUACAGGGAAACACACGUUUUAUGCCGCUGAAAAUCGCGCCCUAAAAGAGUAUGGGUAUGCAGCAAAAACAAUUCGAUCUCGUGUCAUCUGCGGACGGGAAUGCAGCAUGGAUGAACGUUGCAAGUCUUUUAACUUUAACGACUGCAAUAAAAUGUGCGAGUUGAACCUCGCCACAAGACGAGAGCAUCCCGAAGACUUCAAUGCAACUCAAGGGAGUGUGUACUUUGAUGCAGAUGAGGACACACCUCUCUACUCACUGACUGAUAGCUCCUUGAAUCGCUACACAAGUUGCAAGAUGCUCUUCGAUGCCGGUUAUCGUUCAAGCGGUGUCUACACAAUCUACCCAGAUGGAUUCGGUAAUGGCGGUCUUCGUGUCUACUGUGACAUGGAAACUGACGACGGGGGAUGGAUCGUGUUUCAGAGGCGACAAGAUGGCAGCGUGGACUUCUACCGUAACUGGGCCGAGUACCAGUCUGGCUUUGGCGAUCUGUCCGGUGAGUUCUGGUUGGGCAAUGACAACUUGGUGACUCUGACGUCUGAUGAUUCACGUGGAACAUGGGAGCUACGUGUUGAUUUAGAGGACUGGGAGAACAACACGGCAUGGGCAAAGUACUCAGAUUUUCAAAUAUCCCCGGGUGAGUACAAUCUGAAUAUUGGCCAGUACGAUGCGAGCAGCACUGCCGGUGACUCUCUUGGGUAUGACAUAAAUCCCUUGUGGUAUCACAGAGGACGUCCCUUCUCAACAAAGGAUCAUGACAAUGAUGCGUCAGAUAUGUAUAAUUGUACACAAAAGUAUACAGGAGCCUGGUGGUUUAAUGAUUGUUAUUUCUCUCACUUGAAUGGUCAAUAUUGUCCCGAUGAGAAUGCUGGUAUUUACCAGGGCGUUCAAUGGCGUUCAUGGCAAUCGGGUUAUGCUCUGAAAGCAUGUCACAUAAAAAUGCGUGAAAUUGGACCAUUUUGA
Messenger RNA from Patiria miniata (bat star), 1242 nucleotides. Its product is annotated as microfibril-associated glycoprotein 4-like. The coding region runs from base 184 to 1242 and encodes 352 amino acids. The record is from RefSeq and is a predicted model, not a curated record. The transcript has a single exon. NCBI's taxonomy places the organism in Eukaryota, Metazoa, Echinodermata, Asteroidea, Valvatida, Asterinidae.